CACAGAUUCACCUCGUCAUCAUCCUCUCGUCUUGCUUGUUGUUUCCUUCCUAACUGUCUAUAUGCGACGCUCAUUUUACUUGCGUCCAUUCCAGCUGUUGCAUCCUCGUCGACUGCCAGCUGUUGUCCCUCCCCGUCAGUUUCUUACAGCCCCUCCAACUCUCCCAGUCCUCCCCGCUCCACCUCAUCCGGCCUCCCACUUUCAGGUCCAUCUACAAAGUCGACGACUCGUGUGGACCACUUCUUCUCCUGCAAAAUCGUCGCCUGGAUCUCUACCUUUCAAAGCAUCUAUAUCCUGGCACCUCCUGGUUCUGACCCUAGCAUGUGGAGGCGUCCUCUUUGUUGACCAUCUCCUGCGCAAUAAUUCUUCCCCCCCACGCGACAUCCAGACUUCGUCUGCCCGCCGCCAAACAGUCACAUCUCCCCCCGCUGGUGCUUUCGACCCCUUUUACACAGACAUGCCUGUCCCUGCCGGACAUGUGGGCAAUCUGACCCCGGAGCAAGAGACCAAGUUGCGCGAGUUCUGGGCCGUCACGUUGAAGGUCUUUGGCGUGGAAAAUCCCAACCCACCAUCCGAGGCGGAUACUCCUCAAACCGAAGACUCGCAGUCUGUUUCGGAACUUGACAAGGAUAAAAAGAAGCCCAAGAAGCGGUUAGGGCUGUUUAAAAGACACGAUGAUAAGCCUGCGAGUGGCACGGUCACGCCCAAAGACCCGAGCUCCCACAUCGAGUCAGACGACAAGUAUGGCCAGGUCCGAGAGUUUCAAGAGAUUCUCGCGACUCAGAAUCCAGAGUCGCUGCGCGCCGCCUUCUGGAGUAUGCUCAAAGCUGAUCAUCCUGAUGGAUUACUACUCCGAUUCCUGAGAGCGCGGAAAUGGGAUGUCGAUAAGGCCUUGGUUAUGCUGAUCGCUACCAUGAGAUGGCGAAGCCACGACCAACACGUCGACGACGACAUUAUGUUCAAAGGAGAAGGAGGCGCUUUGGAAGACUCCAAGUCAUCUGAUGCCGCUGUCAAGCGUGAAGGAGACGAUUUCCUCACCCAGCUGAGACUGGGCAAGAGCUUCUUGCACGGAACCGACAAAGAGGGAAGACCGCUGUGUUUUGUUCGCGUCCGUCUGCACAGGGGCGGGGAACAGACUGAGAAGAGCCUGGAACGUUACACCGUCUACGUGAUUGAAACAGCCAGAUUACUCCUCAGGCCACCAAUAGAGACUGCUUGCAUAGUGUUCGACAUGUCACAAUUCACCAUGGCCAACAUGGAUUACACACCAGUCAAGUUCAUGAUCAAGAUCUUUGAAGCAAACUAUCCGGAAUCUUUGGGCGCGGUGCUGGUACACAAGGCACCGUGGAUCUUCCAAGGCAUCUGGAAGAUCAUCCGUGGAUGGUUGGACCCGGUGGUCGCCGGCAAAGUCCACUUUACCUCGAACGUGGAAGAUCUAGAGGAGUUUAUUCCCAAAUCGCAAAUCAUCACGGAACUCGGUGGGGCUGAGGAAUGGGAGUAUAAGUACGUUGAGCCCGUUCCCGGCGAGAACGACGCCAUGAAAGAUGAGGCUGCGCGAACCAGCCUCCAGCAACGACGAACCACAGAUGUCCUGCAGUUUCAAAGUAAGACGUUUGAGUGGAUCGCCACGGGAUCUGGGCCCGAAGCAGGCAAGAUCAAGGAGGAGCGACACGAGAUUGCUAAGCGGUUGAACGACAAUUACUGGAAAUUGGACAAACACAUCCGAGCUCGUGCCUAUUACGACCGCAUUGGCAUGAUCUCAACGGAUGGCAAGAUCAACUUCUACCCUCCAACUCCAGUGGUCAGUGAAGUGACGAAUGAAAAGGUCACACCGCUUGCUGCACCGACACACAAGGAGGUCGAACCAUCGCCCGACGAUGUAGACUGAACAAGAAUAAGACGUGUCAACAGAUACAGCUUCCUUUUCUGUAGAGGGAAAGUUGAAGCAAAAGCUUAAUCCUUUGUUAAGGCGAGCAUGUAUGCAUGAGACCUAUCGACUUCGAUUCCACGAGUACAGUGUUCAGAUGACAUGUGAGGUUGCACUGCAUCUCAGCAUGAGCCACCAUGAUGAUUGAUCCUGGACGGUCCGUAAAUAUCAUGACAUGUCAUAUUACUUCUGUCAUGAUUUUUGUUUCUACCUGCCGAUUAGAUGAUCCGCCAAGAUGACCAUGCAGGGACCGCCUGGCACCCAUGUUUCUAAGGAAUUAUAAAUGUCAGAUUCAGGCAUCGUAUUCGGAUCUACAUACCUACUUCUAGGAUGUUGGUACAUACACACAACAGAUUUCAGGCUGGGGAGACACCUUAUGUAGAGGUAGGACAAAGUACGACAGUGCUGUAGAUACCUAUCUAUCUACUUACAUC
This is a messenger RNA of Exophiala mesophila, 2361 nucleotides long. RefSeq lists its product as uncharacterized. The transcript has 2 exons. The record is from RefSeq and is a predicted model, not a curated record. Lineage: Eukaryota; Fungi; Ascomycota; Eurotiomycetes; Chaetothyriales; Herpotrichiellaceae. The coding region runs from base 62 to 1888 and encodes 608 amino acids.